Molecule: messenger RNA, 1910 nt
Organism: Aedes albopictus (Asian tiger mosquito)
Lineage: Eukaryota; Metazoa; Arthropoda; Insecta; Diptera; Culicidae
Exons: 2
Coding region: 968-1633 (221 amino acids)
Source: RefSeq, a predicted model, not a curated record
UGAAACUUCACGGAGUACAAAAAUGGCAGCCAAAAUGGCUGACUUCCCCCUCACCUCCCUUCACCCUAACUUACACACAUACACCAAUAUCAGCUUCUAUGGAUGUUCGGUAAACCAAGAAAAAAUACUUUUUUUUCUGCUACUUACAUGUUAUCUGGAGUGAUGAAAGUUGAAAGCCUCGAAUUAUUUAAGUCACGUUAUUAGUAUUUUAACUAUUUUACUCCUAUUGAUCAAGUAAAUAGCCGAAAUAGUGCAAUUUUCUACGAGGAAAUUUUUUCCUUUGGUUACACACCAUCAAACACCCCUCACCCCAAGGCUAGCUUUUAUCAAAGGUUCGGAGCACUUUCACUAUUUUUUGAUGACCCACUCACUAAAGUAACACUUCCGUAUAUUUUGAACUUUCAUCCACUGAACAAAUAUUAGCAAUAUAGGCAAUAGAUUGCAAGAUUUGUGCAUUUUUAUUCCAGGCGAUACCGAUCACACAGAUUCAACUUUUUUUUUCACUUCAUUCCGCCUACUGCUACCCAUUUCUCAAACGGUUGAUCCAAUUUUGUCACCAAUCCUUACGAACUUGUUCAUGUCGGUGCUAUUUAUGACAGUGUUUGACAAACAUAGCACCAACUUGAACUUGCUGAUCUGAGUAGGUAGCAAUGUUCGACCAUUCGUCUGAAAAGCUACUCGCCUGGGAGUGCUGGCAGUUCUGCAAACUUGAAAUGCAACAAAAACUUUUUUGAGUGAUCGAAAAAUAGUAUAUUACACUCAGCAUAAUAUUCUUAAACAAAUUCUUCAUAAAAGCAAACAGAAAUGUGUUGGGUAAACAUACCUUUCUUCUUAAAUAUUAAUGUUUUUGCCCUCAUAUUUCCGAGCAUAAUUUCAAAACCAUAAAUAUGGCCUCACUGCCAUUGCCGAUUUAGUCCGUCGAAAACAUAAACAAAAACAAAAGUGAAAAGUAUUGCAGUUGAGUGAAAUGGAUCGAACGGGCAGACCGAAUAAAAAACGUAAAGCUGCAAGGCAGCGCGAGGCCAAAAAGAAAAUUAAACGGGAAAUCGUUGAUCCAUUGGCCUGGACUUUUGAAGACCCGUGGCGAAGUAGUGAGUUUCCGUGCGAUUCCGGUUCUGAGAGUGCCUGUAACGAAGGAAGAUUGAACGACAUUGUACAACCGGUUGCAGUACAGGAGCUGGAUGAUUUGCCGGUAUAUUUUCCUGUGGAAUGUGGUUCUCUACCAGAAAUACCCUUGCCAACUGAAGCAGCAACAGUGCCGGAAGUAUCGAUCCUGUCUUUCCCCGACUUCAACGUCAACACGAACAACGUUUUCUUGCCACCGUUACCUGCGAUAGACAUCGAUUCAGAGCCAAAACCGGAUGCCGAACAAGCUUCUAGAGCAACUGUGGAUGUACCAGAAGAAGGCAGUCGAUCUUUCUCGUCUCUUGGGACAGUUUUGGUAUCAUGUGAAGACACAGAUGCAGUUAAAAAGCUCGAAUAUGAUUUGGACCGUGCACCGGAACGUCCAAGGGAAUUAGGAUCGUUUUCUCCUGAAAAAUCGCAGGCUUUGUGGACGAAUACUGAAAGCGUGUCCGAAGAAUUUUUGAGGCAGCCACAAGCAUCGUCGGGUCCAUAUGGUAAGUUUUCGUAAUUUUCAAAAACGAUUAUCAAUUAGUAAUUUGAUUAACACUAUAAAUGAAAAUCAUUCCCUGUGUAACAUUGGUUUUCUUAUAGGACUCUCAACGUCAUAUGAUUCGAUAGCACCAACUAGUACCCAAGAGCACUAUGGCACUGGGACUGAUUCAACGCCUCGGAAAGUUACGCUUUCUAAAACAGAUACAAUAAUCUUCGAGAUUCCUGGUGUUCCUGCUGGUUGCGUAUACGAUGAUGAGCAAGACUGCUACUGUACAGCCUGUAUGAAAUGGGCA